This is a messenger RNA of Cuscuta europaea, 1951 nucleotides long. The record is from the annotation of a GenBank genome assembly. NCBI's taxonomy places the organism in Eukaryota, Viridiplantae, Streptophyta, Magnoliopsida, Solanales, Convolvulaceae.
UGUGGUCUUUAAGGGCACCCCAUCCAAAGCUUUAUUUAGGGACCAUUUUGAUGAUGUGGAUGAUAUUUUUUGAAAUCGUGAUUGAGAUGUUGAGAUUAUUUGAUGAAAAAUUCUAGUAUCAAAUUUUAAAUUUAGGAUUAUUAUAUUUGAAGAUUAUUCCCAAACUUCUUGGUUCCUCCCUCAAAAUAUGAAAUUUUAAAGGUCACAAGCACUAAAUUUGAACUUGGUUUCCAUUGCACCCAGGGGCGAAGCUACGGGGUGCCCAGGCUAGGCCAUGGCCCACCCCAAAUUUUAAAAAUGUUAAUAUUUUUAGUUUAAAAAAUUUCGUGUAAAUUUUUUUCCAAAAACAUUCUUUGUACCGGUUCAGUCUGGCCCAGUGUCGUGACUCCGCCCCUGCCUGAUUGUGAAGUUAGAAAAAACUCUAAAAAGAAAUAAUAGCAGCUCUGCACCCUCUUGACAAUGAAUUGUAAGCUAAGUAUCAAAGAAAAGAUGGAACAAGAAUUGAUGGUAUAUUAAGCAUUAUAAAUAUUCCAUAAAAAAGUUGAAAAGUAAAGUAAUGUGUUUUGUGUUAAUUUGUAGUUUAUUUGAUGGGUAGUUGUAAUUCAGUAGAGUUGAGCCAUUGAAAACUGCACAAGAAAGAGGAAUCAGUGACUCCAGUUUGUUUUCCUUGACCAUAACUUUGCAGGUGAUAGAAGUAUAGAACGGUCUCAAAACUAACGGUGUCGUUUUAAUAACCUUGAAAUGGCACAUGCCUAUUCAAAGAUGGUGUUACCAAACUGCCGGUCAAGUUGAUUUAUUUUCUGGGCAGCGCGAUGUCGGCGUAGUUGUCUUGAACUGUUGCAGGCUCUGUCCGGCCACAAAAAGCUUGUUACCUCCCAGGGUUCCAGUCAGACCAAAUGCAACAUCUGGCUUUAAUGAUAAAGCUGUUAAAACAUAUCAGCCAAUACACAUCAAUUAGAAAGAGUACAUUGACAUGCUCUUACAGUACAGCUGUUCGAUCUCCUCUAGUGUCCAGCCAAGGCCGUCUGAAGAAGAUUGUAUCUGCAGGUCUAGGAUCACCCAAGUUUUCAGGAAAUGAUGGUGAAGGUGAACACAAACGACAAAUAGGAGAACAUGUUUCAAGAAAGGAUAAGAUCAGCAUUCUGGUAGAGACGCUUCUAGACCUAAAAGAUAGUAAAGAAGGUAUCUACACUGCCCUGGAUGCCUGGGUUGCAUGGGAGCCGAACUUCCCAAUUGGAUCCAUAAAGCACAGGUGUUACUGAAACUCGAGAAAGAGCAACAGUGGCAUAGAGUUAUCCAAGUUAUAAAGUGGAUUUUAAGCAAGGGACAGGGCAACACUAGAGGUACUUAUGCGCAGUUAAUUCUAGCAUUAGAUAUGGAUCAUAGGGCGAAGGAAGCACGUGAGAUUUGGAGGAAAAACAUUGGGUCGGACCUACAUUCGGUGCCAUGGUCAUUGUGCAGUCUCAUGAUGUCAGUAUAUUAUCGAAAUGAUAUGCUGGAGGAUCUUGUAAAGCUGUUCAAGGGCUUGGAAGCAUUUGGGCGUAAACCGCCGGAGAAGUCUAUAGUACAGAAAGUUGCUGAUGCAUAUGAAACGUUGGGCUUGUCCAGAGAUAAAGAAUGCGUGAUGGAGAAGUAUAAGGAUCUGUUCACUGAGACACUGGAUGGACGGUCCAAGAAAUUUAAGGGAUUUCGGGCGGCCAAGAAGAAAGGAGAAGCAAAGAAGGAAUAUUGAAAAUGUAGUUAUUUACUUAUGUACACUUCUGUACAUCUUCAUUCUACGUCUUCUUGAAGUUAAGUAGUCAAUUAUUUUGGCACAUGCCAACUGGCCCUAGUUUAUGCGAGACCUUACUUGUGUGUGUGUGUGUAUACCGAGGCUUUUAAAAUGAGAAACCUUUAACAACGUAAGGUAAUUACAUAACAGACCUUUUUGAAUUCAAAGUAAUUACAGAAA